This is a messenger RNA of Caenorhabditis elegans, 330 nucleotides long. It is a transcript of the gene ZK402.2, whose product is annotated as SPK domain-containing protein. The record is from RefSeq and is marked reviewed. The transcript has 2 exons. The coding region runs from base 1 to 330 and encodes 109 amino acids. NCBI's taxonomy places the organism in Eukaryota, Metazoa, Nematoda, Chromadorea, Rhabditida, Rhabditidae.
AUGAACGCGGUUUGGUGGCAGGUGCGAAAUUUAGCUCCCUGGCUGGGGGUGGGAAAUUUAGCUCCACAUACUACCGCCGAUGACGUAAGAUUGAUGACUUUUCUUGUUGAAAAGACGAAAGAAGCCAAUGAGCCACUGGUGGCAACAAAAGUUUUCAUGGAGUUCGGUAAAAAAGAAAAUGCCAGAUGUUCGGAUGGAGCCUAUUAUCGAAAAUUCCAUAAAAAGCUUGCGCCAAACAUGGAUCAACUGGACAAUUACAGUAUUGAAAGCCGUCUCCGAGUGAUGCUUGGGCUUGCUGGAAAAGUUUCGGACGACUUUCUGACACAGUAA